Messenger RNA from Staurois parvus, 284 nucleotides. The record is from the annotation of a GenBank genome assembly. NCBI's taxonomy places the organism in Eukaryota, Metazoa, Chordata, Amphibia, Anura, Ranidae.
UGGGAGUGGGUACCUGUCAAAUUUGGGUACCCGCUACCACUUCCGGUCCAAUCGCCUAGGCGACUGGAAGCGGAAGGUGUCCUCCCUCCCUGUAGUCUUUUGGGAUGUGUGACAGGUCCCAGAAGACUACAGGACCAUUCAUGGAGCAGAGUACUACUCACGCAUGCGCAGUGAGUGCCCGGCUGUGAAGCCGCAAGCUGCCACAGCUGGGUGCCUACACUGAAGAUGCCGGCGUCUGGAACACAGGACGGCCAGUGAUACAGGCUGCGGGGGACACACCCCGG